This is a messenger RNA of Sphenostylis stenocarpa, 612 nucleotides long. NCBI's taxonomy places the organism in Eukaryota, Viridiplantae, Streptophyta, Magnoliopsida, Fabales, Fabaceae. The record is from the annotation of a GenBank genome assembly.
AUGACUGCGAAGACAAACACGAUGCCAAUCAUUGGCAAACUGCACUGUUCGUCGUCUCAGACGGUGCAUGUGGUGAGGAAGAGGCCACACGUCGUGAAUGGCGGGGGUUUUGUAGUCAUGGAUUCUAGUGCCCAGAGGGUUGUGUUCAGGGUCGAUGGUUGUGGUGUUCGUGGCAAAAAGGGAGAGUUGAUCCUAAGAGAAGGAGACGGAGACGCUUUGCUCCUCAUGCGUCGGAAGGGAGGCAUGGUUGAGGCCUUGAGCAUUUACAAGAAGUGGAAAGGUUACAGUUUAGACUACGAAGGGUCACGGAAGCUGGUUUUCAGCUUGACAGAACCCAAUUCUUGUUUGGUUAAGAACAAGGCAAUCAGAAUCUCCACUAGAAACAGCGGCUGUGACUUUAAGAUCAAUGGCUAUUUUCCGGACAAGUGUUGUAGCAUUAUUGACUCUAAAGGCAACGAGGUAGCACAGGUGAGGGUGAUGAAGGAAGUGGAGGAAUUCAUGGUAAACAAGGAUUUGUAUCACGUGGUGGUGGAACCGGGGAUGGAUCAAGCUUUUGUUUUUGGAGUCAUAGCUAUUCUUGAUUACAUUUAUGGGGAAUCCACCCACUGCUAA